GGACGAAUCAGGUGACUCGGUUAAAAAAAAAAAAUCCAAGUAAUAUCGUCUGCAUGUAGUAUGGUAAAAUCUUUAUGAUUCGUUUACAAUUAAAUUAUCGUUUUAAACUAUACUCGCAAACAAAUCCAUUUAAUAUUUUUAUUUUAAAUUAUUUUUCGUGCCACAGUUUUUUUUAAACAAGAACCCGCCAAAACCAAAGUAAACAACAUCGUGAUAUUUAAUUAAUAUAAUUUGAAUUUGAAAUAAUGUUUCGUAUUAAUAAAAAUAUUUGUGCAUUUUCACCGUCGGGUAAAUAUUUCGCGAGUGUUUUACAGAACGAAUUGUCAAUAAAAUACACAUCAACAUUAGAAAAUUAUAAAUUAUUUAAUUUUUCAGAUCAAAUUGAGUCUAUUGAAUGGUGUCCGAAUGAUCAGUAUAUUCUCUGUGUGAAUUUAAAAAAAGGAAUUAUCAGAAUAUUUACUACGAAACGUAAAGAAUUUAAUUUCAAGUUUAAAGAAGGGAGCGGAGGUAUUGAAAAAGUUAUCUGGGCACCAGAUUGUAAAUCAAUAAUUAUUAUAUCUGAUUUAAAUAUUUACCUGUCAAUAAUAACACUAGAUGAACAAACGAUAACUCAUAUAUGGAAUAUUAAAUCAUCAGGAAAAUAUUUAGCAAUAAAUCAUCUAAGAAAACAUCUAGCAGUUAUAACAACAUCAGAUUCAACAGACAAAAUUGAAAUAUACAAAUCAAAAGACUGGAAAUUAACACGAAAAUUAAUUUGUGAUAAGUUAUUUAGUAUUGAUGGAAUAUCAUGGUCACCAAAUGGUGAACUAUUGGGUAUAUGGUGCUCUGCAAUUGAAAAAUCACGUAUCCUAAUAUAUUCAAUGACAACAGAUACACACAUAGGAGCAUUUAGUGCUAAUGAAUAUCCAUCGAUAAAUUAUAAUAAUUUUUUCGGAUCAGAGUGUGGAGAUUUUACAAUUGACAAACCAUUAAGAGGAAUUGAAAAAGUUGUUUGGAGUCCCACUGGACAAUUAUUAGCCAUAGCGGGUUACAAUGAAACGGUUGUGCUGAUCAAUCAUGUGACAUGGUCAAUAAUUCUUCAAUUACACUGUAAGCCUGUAAUACACGAAAGUAAUAAUUAUCUUGGUAAAGUUUACAGAGAAAUUGAUAUAACACGCAGAGAUUGGUCUAAUUAUAUGUCAAAUAAUGUAAUGCCUGAUCACCAUAUUAAAUAUACAUUGGAGGAAAUAUUAGACAGACCAAUUGGGAUUCCAAUAGAUAUUGAACCAAAAAAUUUUGAUAUAUCAAUCGCCACAAUAGAUAUAUUGUCAUUUAGUCCUUGUGGUAAAUAUUUAGCAAUCAGACAUCAGGUUUAUCCAUCAACAUUAUGGAUUUGGGAUUUAAUGGACGAUUGUGUUGAUAAUAUUAUACUCAAAAAUUCAAUAUCAGGAAUAGCAUGGGAGCCGAAAAAAACACAUUUGUUGAUAUUCUCCGAAUCACCGAUAAUUGUUGAAUGGCAUCCAACAAAAAAAGUUGAACUAUUUGAAUCACCACGUGGUAUGAAAGUUAUUAAUGGCAAAUGGAGUCCAAACGGUGAAUCAGUAGCUCUCAUAGGAUUCAAUAAAACUUCAGUUAUUAAAUUAUAAAUAAAUAUUAUUAUUUUUAAAUAUCUAUAUUUUUUAUUUACAUAUUUAAAAAUUAUCAUCUUGCACACAAAGGCAAAUAAUUUUAUGUUUUACUAUUCUUAUUUGUACAUUUUUUUUUUUCAUCCGUAAUUUUAUUUAUUGACCAAGUAACAAAAAUUGUUAAUAAUUGUCACUGUUAGUAAAACAGUUCCAAGUUGUUGUAAAAAAAAGAAAAAAGUAAACAUAAAUAAAUUUUUUAAACAAAAUUAACAACGAAAUAUAAAUAUUUAAAUCUUUUGCUACGUAUAAACUUGGUCUUGAACAUCCUCUUCAUCCUCUUCUUCUUGUUCUUCAUCAUCAU
Messenger RNA from Microplitis mediator, 1965 nucleotides. Its product is annotated as WD repeat-containing protein WRAP73-like. The transcript is spliced from 7 exons. Gene Ontology annotation, biological process: protein localization to mitotic spindle pole body; mitotic sister chromatid segregation; microtubule anchoring at mitotic spindle pole body. Gene Ontology annotation, molecular function: protein binding. The record is from RefSeq and is a predicted model, not a curated record. NCBI's taxonomy places the organism in Eukaryota, Metazoa, Arthropoda, Insecta, Hymenoptera, Braconidae. The coding region runs from base 246 to 1625 and encodes 459 amino acids. Gene Ontology annotation, cellular component: microtubule organizing center; MWP complex; mitotic spindle.